AUGGUAGAUGAGCCGAACCACCGGAUUCUAGCGUUGGAGUCAGGUGAAGCUUGGCCUGGCCCGAGCCCGACCCCUGUCCGGCUACGCCGCCAACGAACGAGCCUCGGAAGACCAGCUGCCACGGAUUUCGACCCGACGGCCGGCUCCGGACUCGGGUUGCUUGGAUACGGCUACGAUAUUCUGAAGUCGCCUCCUAUGCAUCCCGGCCGUUCACCAUCCGAUGCACAACUAUUCGCGUUCUCUGCUUGCGGGGUCGAGCUUCUUUGUCAUGACGACUGGCCCUUUCUUGAGACACCGCAGAUCCGGGGAAGCCCGCCACCAAAUCGCCGCAACGUGCGAACGCGCCAAGAGGCGCCGCCCAGUUCGGCAGGGGAGCAGAGCGAUCAAGCUAUUGAGCGAUCAGGCCAAUCCGAACCAAAGUGGCUUGUCACCUGCCAACUGCAAGCGAAGGAUCAGCCACCCGACUCUUCCUCCAGCCUCCAAUGA
This is a messenger RNA of Colletotrichum higginsianum IMI 349063, 486 nucleotides long. RefSeq lists its product as uncharacterized. The record is from RefSeq and is a predicted model, not a curated record. The transcript has 2 exons. Bases 1 to 486 code for a protein of 161 amino acids. Lineage: Eukaryota; Fungi; Ascomycota; Sordariomycetes; Glomerellales; Glomerellaceae.